AUGGAUUUGAUAAUAUCACUUAUUUUAUUUAUUACUCAGUUAUGUUAUGGACUAAAAGAAGAUUAUGUCAACAUAUUUAUUGGAACAAACAAUGAAUAUCGUUUAAGUAAUGGGAAUAUUUAUCCAUGCAUUGGAACUCCAUUUUCAAGCCAUUACAUAACAAUUCAAAACGUUGAUCUUAAUGAACCUUGGAUUUUUCAAUGGAAAAACAAAUAUUUGUUUCGUGGUUUAAGACUUACCCAUCAACCAUCUCCAUGGAUGAAAGAUUAUGACUAUUUACUUUUAAUUCCAACAGAAACAGAAGAACCUACUUAUGGUAGUAUUUAUUUUAUUGAACAAAAACCAUCACUUUUAUCAUUUUCAUAUGAAAAUAUGAUUAUUGGUGUUACUUCACGUCAACAUUUUUCAAUGAUAAAAGUUGAAAGUAAAAAUGUUUUAUACCUUCAUUUUAAAACACUUAAUGGAAUUAACCGAUUUAAUCAAAUUUCAUUAAAUAGAAUUGAUGGAAUAAUUAAAAAUGGAAAAGCACCUUCUCAUUUCCCAUUGUAUGUUACUUUAUUAACAAAUCAACCUAUUUCUUACUUUGAAUGUAAAGAGAACAAUGUAUUAGUUCAAAGUGGUAAUUCUCUUCAAUGUUAUAUUGAAUUAAACACAACAACAGAAAUUAAAAUUGGAACAAGUUUUAUAUCAAAUGAAUAUUCGUAUUCUCAUGCUUUAGAUUCAACUACAUUUAGUGAAGAAAUAAAAAAAAAUGAAAAAGAAUGGGAUAACUAUUUUAAUAAGUUUAAUAUAUACAAUUCUAAUCCUUCUUCUAUUGAAACUGAUAGAAAUACAUUUUAUUCAAUUCUUUAUAGAUCAUUAUUAUUCCCUCAUAAUAUUACUGAAAAUGGUUAUUAUAAAUCUCCUUUUGAUGGUAAAAUAUAUAAAGGAGAAAUGUUCACUGAUGUAGGAUAUUGGGAUAUAUCACGUGCUCAAAUUCCUUUACUUACUCUUAUUGCACCUUCUGUUGUUGAUCAAAUAAUUAAAUCAAGUUAUGAUAUUUAUAAACAAAGUGGUAAUUUUCCUCAAUGGAUUUCUCCAAACCAUAGAAAUAUCAUGGUCGGAAAUCACGUAAAUUGUGCAAUUGCCGAUGGAAUUAUUAAAGGUAUUAGCUCUUUAAAUAAAACAGAAAUACAAAUGAUUUUAAAUGGUCUUAUUGAUGAUCAAAAACAAAUUAAUUUCAAUCCAGCAAUAGGAAGAGAUGGAGUAAAUAAUUAUAAUAAUUUUGGAUUUGUAGAAUCUGAAGUUUUCGAAUCAGUAUCAAAGACAUUAGAUUAUUCUCAUAAUGAUUUUUGUAUUGCACAAAUUGCAAAAUAUGUAGGAAAUAAAACAAUCGAAGAUAUUUAUUUAUCUAAAGCAAAGAAUUAUAUUUAUUUAUUUAAUGGAAAAACUAAAUUCUUUGAAAGUAAAAAUAAAUUUGGUCAAUUUGAACCUAUUGUAAAUAAAAGAUGGGGAGACCCUUAUGUUGAAGGUAAUGCUAUUCAUUAUAGAUUUAGUGUAGUUCAAGAUAUCGAAGGAUUGACUAAUCUCUUUGGUGGUAAACAAGAAUUAGUAAAUAGCAUUGAUGAUGUAUUUACUGAACAAAAUAAUUUUUAUACUGGAAGAUAUAGAUAUAUAAUACAUGAAAUGACAGAGAUGGCUAAAAUUAAUAAAGGACAAUACGCUCAUGGAAAUGAACCAAUUCAACAUUUAAUAUAUCUUUAUAAAUCUUUAAAUAAAGGUGAACAAGCAGAAAUAUUACUUACAGAUAUUAUUCGUUCUUUAUAUUCAUCAACUGAAAAUGGAUAUUGCGGAGAUGAAGAUAAUGGUCAAAUGUCUGCAUGGUAUAUUUUAAGUGUAAUGGGAUUUUAUAGUGUUACACCUGGAACUGAUCAAUUUAUUACUGGAGUUCCUUUCUUUGAAAAAUUAGAGUUUGAGGUAAAUGGAAAGAAAACAAUAAUAGAAAAAAAUAUUGAAAAAGGUUCAAAGUAUGUUAAAAGAGUUUUCAUCAAUGGUAAUUGUUACCAUAAAUUAUAUUUUACUUAUAAAACAUUAACAGAAGGAAAUCACAUUGUCUUUGAAAUGGACGAUCAUCCAAGUAAUAAAUUUUUAUUAGAUUCUGAUUAUCCAUAUUCUAUUUCACCAAAAAUACAACGUCGAAGUUUUUCUUCAAUACAACGUUUGGAAAAUCUUAAAUAA
Entamoeba dispar SAW760 is the source of this 2217-nucleotide messenger RNA. RefSeq lists its product as uncharacterized. Gene Ontology annotation, biological process: carbohydrate metabolic process; protein deglycosylation; glycoprotein catabolic process. NCBI's taxonomy places the organism in Eukaryota, Evosea, Mastigamoebida, Endamoebidae. The record is from RefSeq and is a predicted model, not a curated record. Bases 1 to 2217 code for a protein of 738 amino acids. Gene Ontology annotation, cellular component: nucleus; cytosol. Gene Ontology annotation, molecular function: peptide-N4-(N-acetyl-beta-glucosaminyl)asparagine amidase activity; carbohydrate binding. The transcript has a single exon.